AUGCGUUUUUUCAGAAGACUUCCUAAAAUUCCCAGAGCCCUCAUCUGGCUCAUUGUUUUAGCACACUUUUACAUCUUCAUUGCUAAUUUUAGCUCCUUGUUUGGCUUGUUGAAGAUAAGGAAUUUCAGGCAAUUGAGCAUUUUCCAGCGUGGCCCAGAUAUGCUACAAGUGGACACCCAAGAGCAACAGGGUUUAAACUAUUCUGAUAAUGGGAACUCAACAAGCUUUUUAAAUGUGACUUUGGGGAGAGACAUCACAAGGCUCAAACAAGGUAUGGCUGAGAGGAUACCAGGAUGGGAAGGAAAGAAGGAGCAGAAGAAAACAACGAAACCAGUUGCCAAGGUGGAGGAAGCCAAGGAGAACAUGACUGUGAAACCACCCCCGAGGUUAGAGGGAAUCAAGAAGACAACAGUGAAAACAGUCCCUAGGGUACAGGGAAAUGAGGAUAAAACAACAGUGAGACCAGCACCAGGAGUGGAAGAAGCCAAGGAAAAGACAACAGUGAAACCACUUCCUAGGGUGGAGGAAGCCAAGGAGAAGGCAACAGUGAAACCAUCCUCUAGGGUGAAGGGAGCUCAUGAAAACAACAUAUCUGAAGACCAAACAAAGUCAAAGGAGCCUCCUGCAUCAGUGAAAACUCUAAGGCCUGUUCCUCAGACUCCCGGAGUGACAGAAAAGAAGAGACUGAGGGCUGCUGACUUCACCUCGGAGCCACGGUGGGAUUUCGAGGACAAGUACCUGCUGGACAACUCAACUCCACCAUCGACCUGCUCUGAAUCAGUGAAGGCCAAAGCUGCCAAGUCUGACUGGCUGCGAGAUCUUUUCCUGCCCAACAUCGUGCUCUUCACAGACAAGAGAUACUUCAGUGACAGUGAGUGGAACCGCCUGGAGCACUUUGCACCUCCGUAUGGCUUCAUGGAGCUGAAUCAUUCAUUGGUGGAGGAGGUCAUGUCUCUGCUGCCUCCGAAUCCCUACCAGCAGCUGCUCCUGGCCAGCAGCAACAGCAGCAUGCCGACAUGUAUCAGCUGUGCUGUUGUGGGGAAUGGAGGAAUACUGAAUAACUCUGGGAUGGGCCAGGAGAUUGACUCCCAUGACUACGUCUUCCGGGUGAGUGGGGCUGUAAUCAAAGGUUACGAAAAAGAUGUGGGAACAAAAACCUCCUUUUAUGGAUUCACAGCCUACUCCCUGGUGUCCUCUCUCCAGAUCUUGGGACACAGAGGGUUCAGCAACAUUCCACAGGGAAAACAUGUCAGGUACAUUCACUUCCUGGAGGGACAUAGAGACUAUGAGUGGCUGAAGGCUCUUCUGCUGAACAAGAACAUCAGCAAAGGAUUCUUGAACCACUACGGGCAGAGGCCCCGGGAGAGAUUCAAUGAAGAUUUCACGAUGGACAAAUACCUGGUGGUUCACCCUGAUUUCCUCAGAUACAUGAAAAACAGGUUUUUAAAAUCUAAAAGUCUGGAAAAGCGCUACUGGCGGAUAUACAGACCCACAACGGGGGCCUUCCUGCUGCUGACUGCACUCCAUCUCUGUGAUCGGGUGAGUGCCUAUGGCUACAUCACAGAGGGUCAUGAGAAGUAUUCAGAUCACUACUAUGACAAGGACUGGAAACGUCUGAUUUUCUACAUUAACCAUGACUUCAACCUGGAGAAGCAGGUGUGGAAAAAGCUUCAUGAUGAGAAUAUCAUGAAGCUUUACCAGAGAUCCUGA
Tauraco erythrolophus (red-crested turaco) is the source of this 1710-nucleotide messenger RNA. RefSeq names its product ST6 N-acetylgalactosaminide alpha-2,6-sialyltransferase 1 (gene ST6GALNAC1). The record is from RefSeq and is a predicted model, not a curated record. NCBI's taxonomy places the organism in Eukaryota, Metazoa, Chordata, Aves, Musophagiformes, Musophagidae. Gene Ontology annotation, biological process: oligosaccharide biosynthetic process. Gene Ontology annotation, molecular function: alpha-N-acetylgalactosaminide alpha-2,6-sialyltransferase activity.